UAGAAGUUUAAAUAUACUUUUUCAGGAACAUAUUAAUUUUUUAUUUCAAUAUUUAGAGUUAUUUUGAAUAAAAUUUUAGUUAUAUACUUAGUGGAGAAAAUUAAUGAAACCUAUAUGUGUUUUCAUCGAAAGUGUGCAGCUAGAUACUUGAAUGCAACAUUUUUCUCUGGCGAUGUUUAUAGAGCUUCUUGUUUCCAUUAGACCCUACACACAGCGUGACAUACGAUACGAAAUUAAAUCAAACCAAGGCCAAUAACUGAAACCAACAAACAAGAACCAAGGGAGAUAAGAAACAAAGAUGAACACGAAAACUGCGGUGCUACUUUUUGUAGUACUCUCAGCCUGUAUCACAGGAAGCUACCAACAAACACAAUGUAUCGGCAGCCUGGACAUUAUUUUCGCGGUGGACGGCUCCAACAGUAUGGGCGAGCAGAACUUCAUCAAGCAGCGGACAACACUGGUCAACCUGGUCAACAGGCUGACCGUCAGUGACAGCGAGAUCCACAUCGGCCUCUGUCUCUUCAGUAACAGUGUCACAGAGACCAUCGCACUGUCAGGGAACAAGGUUGACGUCAUUAAACAUAUUAACAACCUCACCUACCCUGACGAACAGACCAGAACUGAUCUGGCCAUCGACAGGGCCAUCGAGAUGUUUAGCACACAAGGCCGCGGGCCAUCGGUGCCCAAACUAUUGAUGGUCAUCACAGAUGGAGCGUCAACCAAGCCUCUCCUGACCCAGAGUUCUGCUGCCACCGCCAAAGCCAGGAACAUCACAAUCUACGCUGUGGGCGUCACCGCCCAGAUCGACAGGAACGAACUGGAGAGCAUGGCCAGCAAGAAAGAAACGGUCGUCACCACUAACGACUUCACCACCCUAGAGGGCAGUUUGGUCAACGCCACCAACAGGGCAUGUGUUGACGUCGAAUGCUACGACGCACAGGUCGACCUAGUCUUUGUUCUAGACUCCACUAACAACAUCGGAGCCCAAAAUUUCCAGGAAAUGAUCAGUUUCGUUCAGGACUUUCUGAUCUUCGCCUUCGUCGAUAACGGCAACUUCCGGGUGGGCGUGAUGACCCUGAGUGACCAGGCGUACGUUGAGUUCCAGAUGACUAGAUACGACCGCAGCAAGAAGGCCUUGUCCAGCGCCCUCAACAGCAUCCCGUACAGGACGGGCUACGCCAGCAAGACGGAAGCGUUCGCGGCUCUCAAACAGAAUAUGUACACGACAGCCAACGGUGACCGGAAGGACGUCCCCAAUGUCGUCAUCCUGCUGACCUCUAACACGGCCGGCUCAAAUGUCGCCCAGAUCAUCAGCGAGGCCGAGGGCGUCAGGGCUCAGGGGAUACAGAUCUUCGCUGUCGGUAUCGGAUUAUCAAAUACUCAAGAGUUGGACGGUAUCGCCAGCAAGCCUUUAAUCGAAAAUCGAUUCACUAUCCCCAACUUUUACCAGCUUCGCCCAGUAAUCGAACAGGUCUACAAAAAAUUUAAUCGAUUCUGUGAAACCCCUCCCCCUGUUCCAGCCUGCUAUAUGGGAGACACUGACCUCUGGUUUGUUGUUGACGUGUCCAGUAAGGCUGAGACCAUGUCCAGACAAGACUUCCCGGGGGACUUUGCUCGCCUCAAGAAUGGUCUGACUAAGCUCAUGGACAUUGUCAUGGACCCCAGUGUGUCUAACCCAGGCAUCCACACCGGUCUGGUCACCUACAGCGACACGGUACAAGUCGCCUAUGACGUCAGCUCCUACAACUCCGUCUCCCAGACGGCUCAGCUGCUCAGGUCACUUCCGGGCGGCCUGAGACAGGGCGGAUCCUACAUGACGCCCGCUCUAAGGGCGAUAACCAACCCACCCCGAGCCACGGAGUACAAGAGUUACGUGGUGAUUGUCGCCCCUGAGACCGCCUACACCAGUGACGCACAAGGGAUCCAGACUGAGAUAGCCAGACUGAAGAACCUCGGCUACACAAUCGUUCCAUUCGUCGUCAAGGAGACGGGUGUCUUGAACCAGUACGACCUGAUGAGCAGGGCCAGUGGCUCCAACUACUUCUACGGCUUCAACAGCUACUCCGAGCUGGAAGCCGCAGCUAAGAACUUCACCAGAGACCGACUCUGUAACGGCUACGUCGGCUCCCCAUCCGCCGGCCUGUGCGCCAACAGCGGCCACAAGGAGAACGGCAUGAGCCUGGUGCCCCACCCCUCCGACUGCGACAAGUACGUGCAGUGCUACUACAACAACCUGACCAACCUUGACCUUGGCGUCGUCAGACAGUGCCCCAUGGGUCUCUUCUGGAGCCAGCAGAACAAAACGUGCAGCCCGCCCAACCUCGUCCAGUGCCCGUACGAUCACUGUAAGGAGGACUGCGAGCCUUACAAGAUGGAGGGAGCCUGCGGAGCCUACUGGGAGUGUGAGAACGGCGUGUCCUCACCCAAAUGUUGCCAGGAGUACUUCUCUUUCGUGCCAGGCAUCGGUUGCCAGUUGGACUUCACGUGCAGGGACAAGUGUGGGCCAGAGAAAUGGUGUGGUAUUUGCCAGAAGAAACCCAACUGGGUAGUCGCCUCCGGAUAUGACGUACAGCUGAUGAAUGGCGUCCUAGGGUGGAUGCCCCGCCCCUGCUUCUAUGAGGACUUUGACGUAGUCGACUGCGAGUGUUCUGCCCCUAGAAACCAAGUGUGCCCACCUGACCGUGAGUACAACUUUAUGGACGCCGCCACUGUCAAGUCCGUGCAGGACGGCAGGAGUGAGGGUAUCCGUGUGUCCACUGUGUCCAGCAACAACCUCGCCCUGGUCCUCAACAGCCGCAGCGCCGUCCACGUCGACGUCAACAAGAUGGCCACUGGUGACGAGCCCUUCGUCAUCAAAUUUGUGUACAAAGAGAACACCCCCUUCAGCCCUUACGGCCAGACCCUCUACUCCUCUGGCGUCCAGUGCGGUAACGGCAACGCCCUUAUCGUGUCCUCCAAUGACCAGUUUGUGUUCGCUGAGAUCCGGGCUAGUGAUGGCCGCGUUGCUGAGGUGAAAGUCCCAACAAAGGGAUUCAGCAUGAAUGACUACAAGAACGUGACCCUGUCAUACAACGAAGGAGUUCUCUCCCUGUCCAUCAGCACACCAAAACAAGAAUACAUCGCUCAAACUAAAGCCCCCGCCCACAUGUGUUUCUCCUGUGGUAUCGACAUUGGCGCCGGCCUGAACAAGAACAGUUUUGACGGGGAGGUCCAAAAGAUAUCUGUACAUUCCUGCAGUCUGUCGAAGCUGUAUUAAACUGUUUUCUGUCUUUUAAUGACAGUCGUUUAUUGUUACUCUAAAAAUAAUUUAUUUUUUUAAUUAAAAUGAAAAAAAAUAUCAGUUUAAUAUCAAGGCAAAAUAUUUCAUGAUUAUAUAAUGUUGAGGUGGGGUGGGGGGUGGGGGGCUAUGUGAUUUGGUUUAAGCCAUUUGUGUUGUGGAAAAAGUUACUGUCUUGUAUUGUUUGUUAAAUGCCUGGUGUCACCUGGGAUGCCUAAUUAAUUUCCUAAAAAAAAUUGUUUAAAGGCGUUCAAUAAAUAAAAGUUUACUUUGCCUA
Physella acuta is the source of this 3554-nucleotide messenger RNA. RefSeq names its product collagen alpha-4(VI) chain. NCBI's taxonomy places the organism in Eukaryota, Metazoa, Mollusca, Gastropoda, Physidae. Gene Ontology annotation, molecular function: chitin binding. Gene Ontology annotation, cellular component: extracellular region. The record is from RefSeq and is a predicted model, not a curated record.